Messenger RNA from Xylona heveae TC161, 1845 nucleotides. Its product is annotated as Xanthine/uracil permease. The transcript is spliced from 4 exons. Bases 1 to 1845 code for a protein of 614 amino acids. Lineage: Eukaryota; Fungi; Ascomycota; Xylonomycetes; Xylonales; Xylonaceae. Gene Ontology annotation, biological process: transmembrane transport; xanthine transport. Gene Ontology annotation, molecular function: xanthine transmembrane transporter activity. The record is from RefSeq and is a predicted model, not a curated record. Gene Ontology annotation, cellular component: membrane; fungal-type vacuole.
AUGUCUGAGGGACCAGAUCAGAUUGGGCCUGACAUGGGUCGCAGGAGGAAUUUUGGAGACAAGGCGCGACGUCUGAACGGCUCUGGUGCGGCCAAUGCGCAUAUCUUGCUAAUUGUCCUCAGGGAUGGUCUAAUCGGCGACUACGAUUACGGGUUCCUCUUUCGCCCGAAUAUCCCUUUUCUGAAAAGAGAGAGAAGAGCAGCUCCUUUCUUCGGCCUCAAUGAUAGCAUGCCGGUUCUACUUGCGCUGUUGCUUGGUCUUCAACAUGCAUUGGCUAUGUUGGCCGGUGUGAUCACUCCGAACAUCAUCAUUUCUGGCCAAGGAUUUGCCUAUCUCGACGAACAAGAUUCUCAGUAUCUAGUUUCCACAUCAUUGAUUGUGUGCGGUAUUCUCUCUGCGGUUCAAAUAACUCGAUUCCAUAUCUGGCGCACUCCAUAUUAUAUCGGAACUGGGCUUAUAUCAGUCGUCGGCACUUCUUUUGCUCUUCUGUCCGUCGCCUCCGGAGGAUUCAACCUAAUGUAUGAAACCGGUUUCUGCCCUACUGCCAGCGACGGGACCCGGCUACCUUGCCGCCAGGGAUAUGGCGCCCUGAUCGGCACUUGCAUUGUCUGCUCGCUGCUGGAAAUGCUUCUCUCUUUCAUGCCCCCGAAGCUGCUGAAGAGGCUUUUUCCUCCUCUCGUCACUGGUCCCACUGUCUUGCUCAUUGGUGUCUCGCUUGUGCAAUCCGGCUUCGAAGAUUGGGCUGGUGGAAGCGGAUUGUGCUACUCCAAUCCCCAGGGUCCUUACGCCCUCUGCCCAUCGGUGGGUGCGCCGCAUGCGCUUCCUUGGGGUAGCGCCGAAUUCAUCGGUCUUGGAUUCUUGGUUCUCGUAACCAUUAUCAUCUGUGAGCGGUUCGGUUCACCAAUCAUGAAAUCCUGCGCGGUCAUUAUUGGCUUGCUUGUGGGUUGCAUCGUUGCCGCUGCGUGUGGAUACUUCAGUCACUCAAGUAUUGAUGCUGCUCCCGUGGCUUCGUUCAUUUGGGUCCGUACUUUCCCGCUCACAGUUUACGGUCCUAUAGUGCUGCCCAUGCUGGCAGUAUACAUUGUCUUAAUGAUGGAAGCCAUUGGUGACAUUACUGCUACCUGCGACGUUUCUCGACUUGAAGUUGACGGCAAGAUCUUCGACUCCCGUAUCCAAGGUGGCAUUCUGGCCGAUGGAUUGAAUGGUCUUUUGGCGGGUCUCUGCACCUUGGGUCCCAUGUCAACCUUUGCGCAGAACAACGGUGUCAUUGCUCUGACUCGUUGUGCGAACCGUAAAGCUGGAUACGCCUGUUGCUUCUUUCUCAUUGUCAUGGGCAUCUUUUCCAAAUUUGCCGCUGCUCUGACCUCUAUUCCUUCGCCCGUCCUUGGCGGCAUGACAACUUUCCUCUUCAGCUCCGUCGUUGCCUCUGGUCUCCGCAUCAUUUCUACCGUGCCAUUUACUCGUCGCACCCGUUUCAUCUUCACGGUCUGCCUGUCACUAGGCUUCGGCGCCACCUUGGUUCCUAAUUGGUUUAGUCAUGUUUUUACGUACAAGGGUGGCAACCAUGCCAAGCAGGGAUUCUUCAAUGCUAUCGUGCUUGUUAUGGAAACUGGGUUCGCCAUCACCGCUUUUUCUGCCAUUAUUCUCAAUUUAAUCCUCAAGGAGGAGAUUGAGGUGGAUGAAUUGCCCUCCCUUGAGGCUCACGCUGAGGAUGUGGCCGACACUGAAGAAUGGGCGAAAAUUCGUCGACACCCGAAAGACCUCGAAGACCAAGGCCGAGAUCUGGAUCAGCAUUCCGAUCAGAACCACUCGCAUAGUGAGAUUGAGCCCGUCAAGAACGGAUGA